GUCUGAAAGUUGACUUGAGCAUAAGCAGUGAGAUGUUUUGCCAUUUGGGGGCUGUGAGGAGGUUGUGUCUGGAGAAAAUAUUGCUACAGUGGGUUCUUCAGACAAGACCUUUGUCAGGUGCUGAAGCCGUCAAUGCUCUCAGACCUUUCUAUUUUGCUGUGCAUCCAGAUUUCUUUGGCCAGCAUCCCAGAGAAAGGGAAAUCAAUGAAAACUCUCUUAAGAGGUUAAAUGGCUAUUUGGAGAAUCUCCAGAAACCAGGAUUUAAGUCUUUUAAGCCAACUCAACUCACUUUUUAUGUGAGAGAGAGAGAACAAAACUCUUCUGAUGUCCAAGAAUCCUUCAGUGCUGCAGGUUUUCGAGCCGUCAGUUUUACUUUGCACACCAGGGACUUAUUAAGCACAGUAUUGGACAUUCUCAACUCCUGCAGCUUAUCUACUGAGCAUGUCCAAAGCGUGAACUCUCAGCCUCACAAAGAAGUAAAAGGGACGUUUUACAGGCCUAUCAAAUGGGACAAGACUUACUACUCAUUUACUGGAUUCAAGGAUCCUGAGGAAGAACUAGAACAAGCCCAGAGGGUGGAAAUUACUCUAAUCUCCUGGUUAGAUAAUAGUGAAAAAAGUGCAAUAAAGAAGCUGAGAAAGAGCUUACCACUUAGGGAAGAACUAAACCGUUUAAAAGAUGAACUCAUUCAUCAGCUACAGCUCUCUGAUAUCAGGUGGCAAAGAAGCUGGGGUAUUGCCCAUCGUUGUAGCCAGCUACACAGUCUAGGUCGUUUAGCUCAGCAGAGCCCAGAAGUAUUAAGGAACGUUAAAGGACACACAGUAGUAUUCACGGACUGUUCAGGUAUGAGUGCAACAGGCCAUGUCAUGCUAGGCACAAUGGAUGUUCACCACCACUGGAUCAAAAUUUUUGAGAGAUUGCCUAGCUAUUAUAAACUUCAAAAGAAGAUGCUGCUUUUGGAGGACCGUAUAAGUCAUCUUCUAGGAGGCAUACAAAUAACAUACAUUGAAGAGCUGCAACCACUGUUAACUCUUGAAGAGUAUUACACCACUCUUGAUGCUUUCUAUAAUAGAUUGCUUAACAGUAAACUAUCUUUUCACCCUCGUAGUCUGCGUGGCUUGCAAAUGAUUCUAGAAAGUGAUAGGUAUGCUCCAAACUUGCAUGAACUUGGGCAUUUUAACAUCCCAACAAUGUGUGAUCUAGCAACCCUUCAGUGGUUUAUUAUUACCAAAGCACAGCAAGCAAGAGAGAAUCUGAAAAGAAAGGAAGAGUUGACAGUGAUGGAAAAAGAGCUAAUCAGUGCUUCCACUGAAAAAUUUUCUCUGAAACAGCUGUAUAAGGAACCAAGUAUUUCCCAUGCACAGAUGAUAGAUUGUUGUAAGCGACUGCUGGAAGAAUCGCUCCCAUACCUGCAAGGCAUGCACCUCUGCAUUUCACACUUUUACUCAGUGUUGCAAGAUGGAGACCUCUGUAUCCCUUGGAACUGGAAAAGCUGA
Molecule: messenger RNA, 1496 nt
Organism: Emys orbicularis (European pond turtle)
Lineage: Eukaryota; Metazoa; Chordata; Testudines; Emydidae
Gene: TCAIM
Product: T cell activation inhibitor, mitochondrial
Exons: 10
Coding region: 33-1496 (487 amino acids)
Cellular component (GO): mitochondrion
Source: RefSeq, a predicted model, not a curated record